Molecule: messenger RNA, 1311 nt
Organism: Fusarium sp. VM40
Lineage: Eukaryota; Fungi; Ascomycota; Sordariomycetes; Hypocreales; Nectriaceae
Source: the annotation of a GenBank genome assembly
AUGGGAAAUCAAACAUCUGACGAUAACCUUAUUGUCCUUGUCAUUGGAAAAGGUGGCCGAGAGCAUGCGCUGGCUUGGAAACUAAGUCAAGCUGAGUCAGUGCAACACGUCUUUGUCUUUCCUGGGAACGCGGGGACACAAGAGGGCACAGCCAAUAUUUCUAACCUAGCCGGCGUCUUUACCGAUUAUCAUGCCCUGGCUCAGUGCGCAAAGGAGCUCGAGGUCGGCUUGGUUGUCGUUGGUCCCGACGAGGAUGUCGUGAAGGGAAUCGACAAGUAUUUUCGGAACGUCAACAUUCCCUGUUUCGCCCCAUCACUCGAAGCUGCUGAGCUCGAAGGCUCCAAAGUCUUUGCCAAAGAUUUCAUGAAAAGAAACAGCAUUCCCACUGCACAACAUUGCAGUUUUGACAAGCUAAACGACGCUUUAUCAUACGUGCAUACGGUCGAUCAUCGAAUUGUCAUUAAAGCAGACGGCCUUGCAGCGGGCAAGGGUGUCAUCCUCCCAGAGACGAAAGAAGAGGCAACAAAGGAGCUCUACAGUAUUAUGGAUGAUGGAAAAUUCUCAACUGCAGGGACUUCAGUAGUUAUCGAGGAAUACAUGGAAGGAGACGAGAUAAGUAUUCUAACAUUCAGCGACGGAAAGACAUUCUACUCGCUUCCUCCGGGUCAAGACCACAAGCGCGCAUUCGAAGGCAACAAAGGGCCCAACACUGGGGGUAUGGGCGUAUACUCGCCUGUACCAUUUGUAACCCAAGAAAUGCUAGACCACAUCGAUGCAAUUAUCCUUAAACCCACUUUCGAAGCGCUCGAGAAAGAAGGUCGCCGCUUCAUAGGUCUACUCUUCACGGGAGUCAUGAUUACUCCGUCUGGCCCCAAGGUAAUCGAAUAUAAUGUUCGGUUUGGGGAUCCUGAGACACAAAGCUCCAUGCUACUCAUUUCGCCAGACACCGAUCUCGCAAAGAUCUUGCUGUCAUGCACAAACGGAACACUUUCACAAACCACAUUAAAACCUCGACCAGGCUUCGCUUGUAAUGUCAUUGUCGCUUCUGGUGGCUAUCCAGGGAAAUACGAGACCGGCAAAGCGAUUUCAUUGAGGUCACCGAUCAAAGACGUGGUAAUCUUCCACGCCGGGACCCGGAAGGAUGAAACAGAUGGGACAUUGAGAACCGAUGGAGGACGUGUCUUUACAGUUGCUGCAUAUGGAAACACCCUUCAAGAGGCCGUUCGUAAGGCUUAUGAGGGUGUUCAAUGCGUGGCCUUUGAGUCGAUGGUUUUCAGAAAGGAUAUUGCAUCACGGUGCUUGACUAAUUGA